This is a messenger RNA of Fragaria vesca subsp. vesca, 628 nucleotides long. RefSeq lists its product as uncharacterized. The transcript has a single exon. The record is from RefSeq and is a predicted model, not a curated record. Bases 50 to 478 code for a protein of 142 amino acids. Lineage: Eukaryota; Viridiplantae; Streptophyta; Magnoliopsida; Rosales; Rosaceae. Gene Ontology annotation, molecular function: calcium ion binding.
CGACUGAGUGGAGAAGAAACAGAAAAAUCAACGUAUUAGGUAACGUAGGAUGGGAGUGGUGAUAAUCGACGGAACGACGGUGAAGGACUUCGUGAGCGACGAGGUGCAGUUCAAGAAGAGCGUGGACGAGCGUUUUGCUGCUCUAGAUCUUAACAACGAUGGCGUUCUGUCCCGGUCUGAGUUGCGAAAAGCGUUCGAGUCUAUGAGAUUGAUCGAGACCCACUUCGGCAUGGACGUGGCAACCUCGCCUGAUGAGCUGACGCAGCUCUACAAUUCCAUAUUCGAUAAGUUCGACUGCGACCAGAGCGGGACGGUGGAUCUGGACGAGUUCAGGGAGGAGAUGAAGAAGAUUUUGCUGGCCAUCGCCGACGGGCUUGGCUCUUGCCCUAUACAGAUGGCUCUCGAGGACCAGAGCUUUCUCAAGCAGGCUGCAGAUCUCGAGGCUUCCAAGACAUCGUCCUCAGUUUCACACACCUAGCUGCCUACUUCCUUCAAUCCCUAUCUUGUUUCUUGUUGGCUUUUUAUUUUUUUAUUUUUAUUUUUUUAUUUUUUUUAUUGAACGGAAUAAAAUGUUGUAUCACUUGUAUGUAAUGCGAAUAUCCCGAUUAGAUAUAAAUCUACAACAUCA